AUGCUGAACCCCGAUGUGGACUGGGCGGCGCCCUUUCAAACCGACAAGCUGCUAGAGAUUCGCUCCUCUGGCAAGAAGAAAAUGCCCGGGAUUAACGCCAUGUCUGGUAUCGACAAGCAGCUUCACUCUUGCCCUGUCAAGGUCGGCAAGCUUGGGAUUGAGGGUGAUUGGCAUGACUUGACCUUUCACGGAGGCCCGGACAAAGCUAUUUUGGGUUCUCACAUCGUCAUGACAGACUGCUCUACCCAUUACCCGGACUGGAGGAAGAGCUACCCUGAGCGCGCCGACAGGUUCGUGCCGGGCGGCUUUGGCGAGAACUUUGUGACGGCGCACAUGAACGAAAGGAACGUCUGCAUUGGCGACAUUAUUCAGUUUGGUGACAGCUUGAAGCUUCAGGUCUCGCUGCCGCGACAGCCUUGUUACAAGCUCAAUCAUAGGUUCUCGCUCAAGAACUUUGCGCCGACGACAUACAAGACAAGCCGCACCGGAUGGUACUACAGGGUCGUGCGGGAAGGCACCGUGGCUGUCGGUGACGAGGUGCGCCUGGUUGAGCGCAAGUGGCCCGACUGGACGAUUGAGAGGAUACAAGAAUAUUUGCAUCGCGUUACAGAUAACCACGAGAUGAAUGAGAAGUUGGCAGCCAUCGAAGCUCUAGGCGAUGAGAGCCGCGGCAUGUUUAAGAACCGUGUGGCAAAGGCCCUUCGCAAGACGGAGCCCAAAGUCGAGGAAGUGUGGCGCAAGUUCAGAGUCACUGAAAGAAAGCAGGAGACACCUCGAAUCAUCUCGCUUAAGCUGGAUACAAAAGAAGUUGACGAGGUUCUACCGAAGAUGCUUCUUGGGGCUCACGCCAGGCUACGACUCGGAAAUGGCCUGAUCCGCACAUACUCGAUCGUCUCUGGAGAUGAGGGGGGCGUGGGCGACAUGAUUGAAGUUGGCCGCAUCACGACAGAUGUCAAGCACGGCAUGAUGUCCAGCAACCACGUAUACGUCGUUGGAGGCAUCGGCAUUACCGCCUUCAUUGCCGUCAUGAAGAAGGUGCACCAGAUCAACUAUAGUCUUGAACUGCACUACGCGGCUCGCAGAGCCGAAGAGGCUGCCUUCUUGGACAGGAUGGAGCCAUUCCGCGACCGCGUCAAGAUUUACGACAAGUCCAAGGGUCAAUGUAUGGAUAUUCCUAACCUCGUCAAGACACUGCCCUGGAACAGCAAGCUGUACGUUUGCGGCCCGCCCAGGAUGAUGGAGGCGGCGAAAGCGGCCGUCGAGGCAAAUGGCUUGUCGCACGAUGAAGUCCACUACGAAGCAUUCACUGCCGACAUCUCCGGUGAUCCAUUCGAGGCUGUUGUAGCGAACAAGGACAACAAGAAGAUCAAUGUGGGCGAGGAUGAGAGUCUGCUGGAAGCUCUGCGUCGUGAAUUCCCGGGCGUUCCUUCGAGCUGCGAGGUGGGCAACUGUGGUACUUGCAAGAUUGUACUCAAAAAGGGCCAGGUCAAGCAUAGAGGCAGUGCGCUGGAACCGGAAGAGCAAAAGGGCCACAUGCUAUCUUGUGUGAGUCGAGGCCUAGGAAGGAUUGUCAUUGAAGUAUAA
This is a messenger RNA of Cordyceps fumosorosea ARSEF 2679, 1584 nucleotides long. RefSeq names its product Amphiphysin-like protein. The coding region runs from base 1 to 1584 and encodes 527 amino acids. Gene Ontology annotation, molecular function: pyridoxal phosphate binding; 2 iron, 2 sulfur cluster binding; molybdenum ion binding. NCBI's taxonomy places the organism in Eukaryota, Fungi, Ascomycota, Sordariomycetes, Hypocreales, Cordycipitaceae. The transcript has 3 exons. The record is from RefSeq and is a predicted model, not a curated record.